Messenger RNA from Diuraphis noxia (Russian wheat aphid), 1576 nucleotides. Its product is annotated as ly6/PLAUR domain-containing protein 6B-like. Gene Ontology annotation, molecular function: acetylcholine receptor regulator activity. The record is from RefSeq and is a predicted model, not a curated record. NCBI's taxonomy places the organism in Eukaryota, Metazoa, Arthropoda, Insecta, Hemiptera, Aphididae.
GUCAGAGCGGUCCUACAGUGCGCUUUCAAUCGUCACGUUUGCCAAUCCGCUGGAGUAGUGAAAUACUCGAGCGUAUUUAUAGCAUCGUAUGCACACGACGACUAUACACGACGAUAGAAUUUCGGGGCAAUCACGACGAAAAUACUAUCUAUAAUACAAAUAUAUUAUACGGUGGACAUCGAUCUGUUGUAGUUUUUAUCAAAAUUAUUACUUGGCCGUCAAUCACAGCAGUCGAGUGUAUUGUCGUCGUCCGACCGGAAACAUCGACGGCCUCACAAAAACCAACGAAACAGUAAUGUUUGGGGUCAUACAGAGGUAUGCCUCAUGGUUGCCCGUGGAUGGUACCACUAUUUAGAUGGGCCUUAUUGUCUGGUUGCGUAGCCAGACCGCUGAGUUCCGAUACCAAAAUGACCGAUGUUGUCGCACAAAACAUGACAAAAGAAAAUUUAACUUGCUACACUUGCGUAAACGUGUCGGACAAUUUGACAUGCAACCAAUAUGCCAUUGAUAAGCCAUGUGCUCGAGAUCUAGACUACUGUCAGACGUUACACAUAAUGGAUUCAACUGGAUCUAGUGUUAUUGUGAACAAAAAAUGUGCUAACCGAACAGAAUGUCAUCCGUCCACUGUCGGUUGUCUAAGCAUUGACAGACAGACUGUAUGCGUAUCCUGUUGCGAUGACAUGUACUGCAACAUGACCGUGCCAACAAACCAAACGAAUGCAGUGAUAACAGUCACACGGAAACGUCACAUGAAUCCUACCAAAGGGCCGAAAACAAAGUCUGCUGGUGACGUCCCGUGCACUCAACUGACGGUUUCAUCAUAUUUAUUGUUGUUUCUUAUGUUAUUGACCACAAUUUUGCAAUGCUAGAUCGUUAAACAUUUAUAUAAAAUAUUAUAUCUUAACCGUUACCUCAAUAAUAAUUAUAUUAUAUAUGUAGUUGAGUUUAGAUUUAGCUGUUGUAUAGGUUAUACACAAACACAAUACAAACAAACUUUAAACUUUUGUAGUUAUUAAUCAUUUGAACUACAGCAAGUUUACACCUGUGUAUAGCCUAUUCACAGUUAAACACCAACAGAUAAUAUUCGGUGGAAACAUUAAGACUUUAAAUGUAGGUGGGCAGAGCGAAACAGGAUGAUCAAAAAUACAUUAUUUGAAAACUAAAAGUGUAAUAAUUUCUUUUUAUCUGAAUAUUAAACUUGAACCGUGGUAAAAAAMUUUUAGAAUCUAAACUGAAAAAAUAAUAAUUAUAAAAAUAAUGGAUAGGUUACGCUGCACAAUAUAUCAUAGUAGGUAGGUACGGGUAAAUUGUUUUAUGAGAAAGGUCUAUAAGUCCCAUAGGAAUCAAAGUAAUCAAUAGUUUUGAUAUAAGUUAAAUUACCAUUUAAAUAUAACAAAAAAUAUUAAGAAAAAAUGUAUUCAUAAAGUUUUUAUAAAAAAAAAAUAUUCAUAGAAACCCCAUCCAUAAGGCUUAUUUUCUUGCUCUGUCCUCUAUUCAAUAUAUGAACAAAAUAAAGUCGGUAAUUUUGUUUACUUAUUUGAAAAUGAAAAUGUUUUUAAUCGAACUAAGUUUCGUG